GGGAGAUUAAUUGAAAUUUGAUUAGCCUUCCUGUUUCCGUACUGUCUUCCACAAAGGCACAAACCAAAGAUUGGGCACUCCAUUAAGCCUCCAUUAAACCUCUCUUCUUUAGUUCUCUUUCUCAUCCACUCUCUCGCAGAGGAAAAAAUAACAACUCCGUCUGCACAGAAAAAGAGGAGGGGAGACCAAAGCGCCAUUCCGCGCUACCCAACACUCUCUCUAGUUCCUUCUUUCCUCCCUCUUCUUCCUCAGAGUAUCUAUCUGGCAGCGACGGUUCUUCUUCUCUCAAACAGAUUUUUCGCCAUCGGAAUUCUCCCUAAUCCCAUGGCGGAUCUGUACGGUGCAGCUCCAUCCCCUCCUUCCGCCGCCCCGCCUCCGCCCACCGAGACAGAGGAAAUCUCGUCUUUCCUCCACCAGUUCCUCCACAACACUUCCUCCGCUUCCUCCCCCAAAUUCAUGUUCCAACACCCUCACUUCUCAUCUCCGCCGCCGCCAAAUCAGCACCACUUCCCACCUCCACCGGACGCCGCCCUGCCGCUGGAGUUCCUGGAUCGCCACCACCGCUCCAACUCCGGCGUCAAUUUCUCCGAUCCCAGUCUCUACUUCGGCAGAGAUCCCCGCGGUGUCGAGGACGCUGCCGCCGCCGACGCGGCGGCGGGAUCGAAGCGGGGAUGCGUGACCGUGGAGAAUGAUCUCGGGUCCGGCGAUUUCAGCUGCGACAGUGGGGGCGGAGAAGGGUCAGAGAUGCCUGCGGAGACAGGAGGAAAGCCUCGAGGCUCGUCCAAGAGGAGCAGAGCAGCAGAAGUUCACAAUUUAUCUGAAAAGAGGAGGAGAAGCAGGAUCAACGAGAAAAUGAAAGCUUUACAGAACCUGAUACCAAAUUCUAACAAGACGGAUAAGGCAUCCAUGCUGGAUGAAGCCAUUGAAUACUUGAAGCAGCUUCAGCUCCAAGUCCAGAUGUUGACAUUGAGGAAUGGAUUAAGUUUACAUCCAAUGUGCUUACCUGGACUACUACAGCCAAUGCAACUGCCUCUAUCAGGAUUGAGUUUCGAAGAAGGAAAUGGACUGAUGAAUACCACUACAUUAACGGGUACCUUCUCUGCAAAUGAAGAAACCUCUGCUGCUCAACCUGGUCUUAAUCUUCCUAACCAGUGUACAGUAUCGAAUCAGCCACCUUCCGGAACAAACAACAUUCCCUCUUCUUCUGAGAACCCUUUUGCUUUCGAGCAGCCGUACCAUGUUCUUUAUGGGUCUCUUAAUCUAACCUCAUCAUCUCCAAAGGAAAUCUGCAGGGAAGGUACAUCAGCAGCAGCAGGAGCAUCACAAGUAGAUACUACGAACCGAGCUUUGAAUACCUCUUGAUCGGGGGUUUCAUAAGUGACCCCUUUUGAUUAACACCAGCGGCAGGAUCGCCUACCAACAGUUACCCUCCUUCCUCGGUUUCUCUCUUACGCUGAAUACCAUAGAAGCUGCUGCAACUUUAGUACUGAAAGUGAAAACUGCUGCUGUUGCUGACGAAUGACACUUUUUGCCUUUUGAUGAUGUUAUAAAGUUGUAACAGGGUAUCACAAAUUUGUGACAGACAAGGACAACCCUUUGGUUAACUUCAAUAGAAAUGCUGCUAUGUUUCCUCUUCUUCAAUGACAAAAAAGCCAGGAGUUUUCCAAGAUUAAUGAAAGGGUUAGCUAAAUUGCAUAAAAAAUGAAGUGUCGGUGUGGCAAAGUAGAGCAAUUAUUUGUAGGAGGGAAGGAAGCUUGAGUAAAAGUCUGUCAGUGAUGGGAGGAGUGACGUUCACUGAAAAUGAAAUCAUUUCUUCGGCUUAAAAAACCCGAGAAAAGGCUUUCCUGAAACUGAAAU
Molecule: messenger RNA, 1857 nt
Organism: Linum tenue
Lineage: Eukaryota; Viridiplantae; Streptophyta; Magnoliopsida; Malpighiales; Linaceae
Source: the annotation of a GenBank genome assembly